AUGAGUGCUACAACUACUCCCACAACUACUGCAGUGGCUAAUAACAGUUCAAAUUCUGCUACUUCACCAACAGUAGCUGUCAAGAGCACUAAUGGUUCGAAUACAUCAUCAAAUAAUGCCAAUAAUUCAGCUUCGGAUUAUUAUGUAUCAUCAAAGAAGGGACUGGCAAAUAAUAGGGUGGAAUCAUCUAGUAGUGGAGAAAGAUGGAAUUCAAUAGAGUUGAGUGAUGUUGCUGCUAGUGGCAAUACUUCAACUAUUCCAGCAUCGUUAUCGAUGGAAAAUGAGCAACACAGUGAUGAUCAUCAUAGUGACAGUACAAUAGAACCUCAUCCACUUGAUGCACAUACUCAUACUAUUGGAAACUAUGCACAAUUGGAUCAGGAAAGUUCAAAACCGAAACUUGCAAGAAAUCCAUACAUUUCACUUCUAUUUCAUAAUAAGAGAUUUUUAAUUAUUUGGAUGGCAGGUGUCUUGUCAGGAAUGGGAAAUUAUUUUUCAGAAAUUGGUAUUGUUUAUGAAGUGGAAGAACGUACAACUGUUGGAUUUGUUACGAGUGGUGUUUUUAUUUCAAUCUUUUUACCUUCAUGUGUUGCUACUCCAUUUGCUGGUGUAGUUUCUGAUAUUUUCGAUAGACGAAAGGUCUUGAUUGUGUGUAAUUUUUUGAGAGCUAUUUUGGCUUUCGUUUUGGUGGCUGGUCCAUUCAUUACCAAUACGAAUGCACUCUUUGGUUUUUACUAUACUAUACUUGCUAUGAUUUUCUUUAUUAAUGCAUUUUACGAUGCUUCGAGAGGAUGCAUGAUGCCACUCUGUGUCGAUCACAAUGAUUUGGUUGCAUGUAAUGCAUUGGAUAGUUUGACAUGGUUGUUUUGCUCGUAUACAGGUGGUGCCAUUGGUGGAGCUGUGAGAGUUGCAUUUGGAUUGAUUACUUGUUAUGUAUUGAAUGGCAUCUUGUUUAUUGGUGCCUUAAUGUUGUCCAUCUGGUUGUUGUGGUUCCCUGAUUUGAAUCCACCGAAACCAGCCGACUUCCCAACUAAACCAAUACCAAUGAUGAAACACUCUCUGAAGGAAUUAAUUGCUGGAUUCAAAUUAUUAUUCAGUGGAAAGGGUUACUUGUUGAGUUUUGUUGUUAUGAAAUUAUUGGGAUCAUCAGUUUGGGCCAGUAUUGAAUUUAUCAAUGUCAAAUUAUCGGAACUUCCAAUGUUGAGCUUAUUCAACAAUGGUGAGCAAGGUAUUCAAAUGACCAACACUAUUGCCUACUGCUUGUUUGGUAUUGGUUCAGGUUUAGCACCAAUGCUUUUCGAAUUAUUCUUUGGAAAUAGAAUUAGAAGAUCAUUGAGGAGUGCAUUCUGGACUCGUGUUGUAAUUUUGGCUUCAUUCUUUGCAAUUUCUAUGGGUUUCUUAUUAAUGUGCUUUACCUAUCAUGCCUCAAUGUUCAUUAUUGCCAAUUGUAUUCUUGGCUCAGCAGGAGGUGUCAUGUGGGUUUACUCAAUGUCAGCAAUCGAACAUUUAACGCCUAAUCAUUAUUUGGGAAGAAUUACUGCCUUUGAUAUUUGUUUUGGAUUUGGAUUGGGACAAGCCAUUGGUGUCAUGAUUCCUUCUCCAUUACUCUAUGAUAUUAUAGGUAUUAAGGUUCCUCACAUCUUUGCCAUUGUCAUGUUUGUUCUCUCUUGGAUGUUGUUCUGUUUAACAAUUGUCUGGUUCUAUUUUACAAGAAAGAUUCACCAACAUUUUGUUGUGCAUGAUGAUGAUCACCACUAG
Messenger RNA from Naegleria gruberi, 1758 nucleotides. Its product is annotated as DUF894 domain-containing protein. The transcript has a single exon. Gene Ontology annotation, biological process: transmembrane transport. NCBI's taxonomy places the organism in Eukaryota, Heterolobosea, Eutetramitea, Acrasida, Naegleriidae. The record is from RefSeq and is a predicted model, not a curated record. The coding region runs from base 1 to 1758 and encodes 585 amino acids. Gene Ontology annotation, molecular function: transmembrane transporter activity.